Cavia porcellus (domestic guinea pig) is the source of this 4020-nucleotide messenger RNA. RefSeq names its product angel homolog 2 (gene Angel2). The transcript has 9 exons. The record is from RefSeq and is a predicted model, not a curated record. Gene Ontology annotation, biological process: 3'-UTR-mediated mRNA stabilization. Bases 303 to 1871 code for a protein of 522 amino acids. Lineage: Eukaryota; Metazoa; Chordata; Mammalia; Rodentia; Caviidae. Gene Ontology annotation, molecular function: 3'-5'-RNA exonuclease activity; mRNA 3'-UTR binding.
CUAAUAAACUUUUAAGUAUUUGAAUGCUAAAAAUCAAAAAAGUUAAAUUGUGUGACCUGUGCAAUCUACGGGUUGGAGCACGGCGCUGUUACAUAAGUCAUGGGAAUCUGCUUUGAGUCCCGAGGGCCUGGGGCGAGGUGGACGUUGAGGUCCCAGGGUUUCCUGGGCGCCGGCUGCGUGCAAGACACUGUGCGAGGCCGUGGGGAAGGGACCAGAAAGGAAAUAAGACGCGGGGCCCGAAGGAGCGCAAAGACAUCAGGAUAGACCACUGUCACAUACAAAGAAUAAGUGUUAGAUACUCUAUGUUUCCCCAUCACCCCAAGAGUCUGGGCGGAGACUGGACUACACCGUGGGAGAAUCUGCAGCGGUGUUGCUGGAACAGACAUAUUUCUAGUUGCAUGAGGUGGCCAGGACACUAUUCUCGUGCCCCCUACCCAUACUUCAGUAGCAGGUAUUUCGCACUGAAGUGGAGGCCACCUUAUUUGUUUGCGUCUAGAACUCAGUUUCCGUACUAUACCUGGAGACCUGACCACCUGAACCAGACAUCCCUGAUUCAUCUGUCUAGUUACGUCAUGAACACAGAGGGAGAUGAGCCUUCGUCAAAGCGAAGAAAGCACCAAGGCAUGAUAAAAAGGAAAUGGGAAUAUGUAUGUAACCAUAAUAAAGAAAAUGCCAAGAUCCAGGGAGAUGAAAAUGUUGAUCCCACAUGUGAAGACAGUGAGGACAAGUUUGACUUCUCAGUGAUGUCCUAUAACAUACUUUCACAAGAUUUAUUGGAAGAUAAUUCACACCUUUACAGACACUGCCGACGGCCAGUACUACACUGGAGUUUCAGGUUUCCCAAUAUUCUGAAAGAAAUUAAACACUUUGAUGCGGAUGUACUUUGCCUACAAGAAGUUCAAGAAGAUCAUUAUGGAAAAGAAAUCAGGCCAAGCUUGGAAUCACUGGGUUACCACUGUGAGUAUAAGAUGCGCACAGGAAGGAAGCCUGACGGCUGUGCCAUCUGCUUUAAACAUUCCAAGUUCUCACUCCUGUCAGUGAACCCCGUGGAGUUCUACCGCCGCGACAUCCCUCUGUUGGACAGAGACAACAUUGGAUUAGUUUUACUCUUACAACCCAAAACAGCCUGCGCCACCUCUCCUGCGAUCUGCGUGGCGAAUACGCACCUGUUGUACAACCCGAGGCGAGGCGAUAUCAAGCUGACCCAGCUGGCCAUGCUGCUGGCCGAGAUCUCCAGUGUUGCUCACCAGAAAGACGGCAGUUUCUGUCCCAUUGUUAUGUGUGGUGACUUUAACUCUGUUCCCGGCUCCCCACUCUAUAGUUUCAUAAAGGAAGGAAGGUUGAAUUAUGAAGGACUGGCUAUCGGAAAGGUAUCUGGCCAAGAACAGUCUUCACGGGGACAAAGAAUUUUAUCUAUUCCUAUUUGGCCCCCAAACCUAGGUAUCUCCCAGAACUGUGUGUAUGAGGCACAGCAGGGCCCAAAGGUAGCCGAGUCAGAUGGUGGCUUAACACAGACACAGCUGGAGAACACAGAGGUCCUCGUAACAGCUGAAAAGUUACCCUCAAGUUUACAGCACCAUUUCAGCUUGUCGUCUGUUUACUCACAUUACUUUCCUGACACUGGGAUUCCAGAAGUGACCACCUGUCACUCCCGAAGUGCCAUAACUGUGGAUUAUAUUUUCUACUCUGCAGAAAAGGAAGGCGUUGCUGGGCACCCAGGAGCUGAAGUUGCUUCAGCUGGUGGCUUGAAACUUCUAGCGAGGCUGUCGCUUCUCACAGAACAAGACUUGUGGGCUGUGAACGGGCUUCCCAAUGAAAACAGCCCUUCGGACCACCUGCCUCUGCUGGCUAAGUUCAGACUUGAGCUUUGACUCCUGUUAUGUACAUAACUUAUGUUCCAACUUACGUCCUUUUCCAGCACAUGGAAAGCUGCUGAAUGUUUGAACGUUGUUUAUUUUUGUGCUAUGGCAUAACAGGUACAAGAAACAAGUUUAUAAUCCUUUUCUUUUUUAAUAAUGAAAAAUAUUUUCCUGAUAAGACCUAAAUACUCUUUAUUGUAAAAGAGGUAUAAAUAUUUUUUUAUUCUAAUUCUAGUAAAAUUGACAGUGGUUUUUAAAUGUAGCAUACCUUCUUUAGUCUGCACAAUGAAGAAUUCCGAUCCCUGUGCUGGGCAAGCUUUGCAGUGGAUGCAGACCGUCUGUCUGGCUUCUUGAAAACCACAGGUUGGUUCCUUUCUGCGAGGCCUGGUUUCUUUGGGGAAGCCCUUGAGUCCUAAUUAGUUCGCCUGAGAAAUCACUUAGUCAUUCUCCAGUGUCUAGCCAUGCCUGUUGCCCAGGGAGUGGCACUGCUUUUCCAGUGAGGCAGCAGGGAAGUGUGCUGUGCUGAACUUGCUGAGGGACAAAUCCUUUCCAGGAGCACACACUUCCCGUAGGCAGUGAGGGGUUGGCCUCACCGCAGUAGAGAUCGGGGAGCUGGGCUGUUGCCCUAGCAUUUUUUUUUCUCUUUUUAAAAUCAGUUGCGGGGCUGGGGAUUUAGCUCAGCGGCAUAAGCACCUGCCUUUAAAGCAGGUGGUUGUGAGUUCGAUCCCCGGUACCGAUAAAAAUGAAAAAGACAAAAAAAAAAAAAAAAAAAAUCAGUUGCAAGAAUUACUUCCUGGGUUAAGGGCGACAUUUAUUUUACUAUUGACUUUAUUAAGAAAAUUGUUAUUGGAACAAAGUGGCAGCUAUGAGAUCAUUUUGGGUAUAGCUCAGGAACUCGAGGAAGCUGUGGAACUUUAUUGGGGAGGCGCUGACCUGCAAGCCUGCCGCUCUUCUUGCAGGAGUUAUCAGAACUGUUGAAGGCUUUUCCUUUGUUUCUUGGAUGUUUUGUUGUGUUUCACAGUGAUACACCGUGCAAGGUGGUGCUAACACUUUUUAUGAGCUGGUUGGUUAUGAGCAGUUUUCAUAAAGCCUGCAAUGGACUCUAGAUAAAUGUUUGAAUAAAAAUUUUGGAAACAAAGUAAGUGAAAAUGUCCUUUUUUUAAAUACUAGGUUCAGGCAUUUUUAUUAAGUAGACACUUCACUGAACUAUGAACAUUUUUACAGUGCGUUUUAUUAAGAAAAUGUUUUAUUUUAACUUGGACUUUAAAAUUUUUGUACCAAAUCACUUGCAACAAUUAUUUUUAAAAAUUAGAUCAGACAAAAGAAGGCAUGCAGUUUAUAAAGAUUUAUCUAGUAAGAGUUGUGAUGAACAAGUACUUUUAAAUGUUUGAUUUCUCUCUUUAGUUUUUAUUUAUAGGAUUAAGUACAUAUAGUUCCCAGAUUUUCCAGUUUUUAAUAGUUUGUGGAAUAUCAUGUGUCUUGCAGAUAUAGUCAUCAAUUUGUAAUAAUACAAUAUCCCUUUUUAGUAUUGGGGAAAGAAAAAAAAAAUCCACUUAUUACUUCUUUGAAUUAAGUGAAUUUGUUAGCAAAUAACUAUUAUGUAUAGUUCAUUGUUAGCAAACUAACAUCCCUGAAGACCUCUGACAAAAUUACUUUAUACCUACUGAAUAUAUUGUCAGUUUAGGCUUGUUUCAUGUUCUGGACGUGGUAAGAAUCCAUAAAAUUGAUUGCAUUCUGCUUCAGUUCAUCAGUGGAGUGUGGCUGUGGCCCUGCAGCCAGCAGACUGGUGUUACCUCCUUGCAAGUUUCUGCAGCUCCACAGAGAGUGAUUAUUUAAGUUACCUGUUUAUCUUUACUUUUUUGAACAUAAAUUGCUAACUCUGCUGGAGCCUCAUUUUUAUCUGCCAGAACCAAAUCCUAUUAAUUGCAGAAACAAAAUUUCUUGGUCUUACAUGUUUUACAAUCGAAGCUCCAGAUGCAAGCAGGAAUCAUAAUAAGAUGUUGGUUUCACUAUGCCUUUGCAUAGCAAGAUAAUACGCAUGUUUGAUUUUUUUUUUUUUAACUUAGCCACUAUCUUGAAUUCAAGGACUUGGGGAAACAGGAGCAUGAUGUCAUUUGCACUUUGUAUCUGUGAAUUAUGUAAAUAAAUUAUUGUACUCAUA